GGGCUUCUCAGGAGUUUACGGGUACUUCUUGAGGAGCUCCUCCAGGUGUAUGCUCAUUCCAAGAAGUAUGGCCUUAUGCUACGACAUUGGAUAUUCAGAUAUGCGCAUCCCCAACCUGCUGGAACAUGAGACUAUGGCAGAGGUGAUCCAGCAGUCUUCUAGUUGGCUGCCCUUGCUAGCCAGAGAAUGCCACCCAGAUGCCAGGAUCUUCCUCUGCUCACUCUUUGCACCUAUCUGCUUGGACAGGUUCAUCUACCCCUGCCGCAGCCUCUGUGAAGCUGUUAGGAACAGCUGUGCUCCAAUCAUGGCUUGCUAUGGCUACCCAUGGCCUGAAAUCCUGAACUGCAACAAGUUCCCUGCAGAUCACAACUUAUGCAUUUCAACAAUCACUGAUGAAACCACUUCGAGCAGGAGAACAGUGCCCCGAGCCAGCUGUAGGGACUGUGAGCUCGAGGAAGCCAGAACCACCAAGGAGAUACUGGAAAACUUCUGUGCCAACGAUUUCACUGUGAAAAUUAGAAUCUCCAGGAAGAACAUGACCUCCACCAUCUCUGCUUUUGACAUGGAUUCCAAGCUGGAGGUUUUGAAGCAUGGCCCCCUCCUCCGGGCGGAAAUCCACCCAAGACUGCAGCACUGGCUAGACCUAGAUGCCACCUGUGUUCGCAACAUCAUGAGAGGUACACACACAGGAGUCUAUGUCAUCAGUGGAGAGGUGCAGAAUGACAAGGUGGUCGUAAACAAGGCCUAUGCAUGGCACAAGAAGAACAGGAACCUGCAGCAGGCUGUGCGGCGAUGGAAACACCACCGGUGCCGAGCAUAGUCUGGCAGGAGAUUUCAGAAAUCUCUGCUCCACUCAUAGGAAAUUGCUCCCCUCCCUGUACCUAGAAAACGAUCCAUGACAACCAGGGCUUUGGGGAUGUGGGUCGGUACAAUGGCUAUCUUUUAGUGGGAUUCAGUGUAGUCAAUAGCCAAGGUCUAGAGGCCAUACUACAGAGCAUUUCACUAAGGGAUUGCUGUACAACAUGUUAAUUAAGAGCUUAGGGAGUCACCUGUUGCUCCAAGAAAUGGAAAGACACAAACAUGCUGUGUUCUUCUUUAUCUCCUACUGCACUGGAAACCCAGUUUCUAAUAGAUGUGGCAAGCUUGUGUAGUAGCAGGAAUAAGUGAAUUGAAGUCCUCAGCUUAGACUGGACAGGAGGAGAUACCUAGUAGCUAUUCUUGUCUGUUCCCUUCACACUGAAACGAGGUAGUAAUUUCAGUCCUGUGGUUUGUCCCUGAAACACAGACUUUGCAUAAGUGCAAGCUUGCUGUGGGCCCAGAGAUAUUACAAAGACAUUUCCACACACAGAUCACCUUGCUUGGUGAGACAUGCGGCCAGCAGCUGUAUUCACCACUUGCAACUACGCCACAGGGCUGCCUAUGUAAUGGCUAAAGUUUUAAAGGAGAUCUGCAAAGGAAAAUGUUGGAAUUCUGCCCUUUUUACUUUCUGCUAGGAAAAGGUCGCCCAAAAGGGUUAAUUCACUAAGGGAAUUAAAAAAAAAAAAAAAAAUCAGUCUACCUAGGAAGACCCUGGUGACUGAAGAACUAGUGAAGUGAGGAUUUCCCAAGAGUCAGGACAGAAAGCUGAUCAACUGGGAGACGAAGGGAUUUUUAGUCAGACUGUUUAAAA
Molecule: messenger RNA, 1669 nt
Organism: Caretta caretta (loggerhead turtle)
Lineage: Eukaryota; Metazoa; Chordata; Testudines; Cheloniidae
Product: secreted frizzled-related protein 5
Biological process (GO): canonical Wnt signaling pathway; non-canonical Wnt signaling pathway
Molecular function (GO): Wnt-protein binding
Source: RefSeq, a predicted model, not a curated record